ACAUCUUCGACAUGAAGACGGCUGUACCGGUGCACGCGCUGUGGGCGGGAUUCUGCGCCUUGUCGCCCUGCCAUGCAUUUGUUCCGUCGAGCAGCCUGUCUUCCUUUGGAGGGCAUACGGGUGUCGACGGCAGAACUGCCGCGUCUUUUGACCGGUAUGGGCACAGACACGAUUGUGCAUAUGGCGCAGCCGGAUCGGCGAGGGAUAAAGGCAGGAGGCGGGCAGCUCCGUCUAGGCCGAGAGCCCAGGGCGACGUUAGCAUGGGCCUGCGCAGUGCAGCUAAGAACACCUGGAAGCGUGCGCGCGGUGGAGGGAAGGGCAAGACACGCAGCGAUGGCGAGCUCAAGGAAGGCAUAGCCAACUUCUAUGACAAGUCUUCCGGUCUCUGGGAAGAAAUGUGGGGGGAGCACAUGCACCACGGCUACUACGUCCAGGGGGUGAAGCCCAAGAACAUGGAGCACCAUAGGGCAGCCCAGAGGUUCAUGAUCGGUCGUUCGCUCGAAUGGGCAGGGGUAGAGGAGGGAGGGGCAGCCCCCAAAACGGGAGUCGACAUCGGGUGUGGUGUGGGGGGUUCCUCUCGGGCCAUCAGCAGGAGGUACGGCACCAGCAUGACGGGCAUCUCUCUCUCUCCGGUGCAGGUGGAGAGAGCAAAAACCCUGUCUGAAGCGGCGGGUCUUGGAGACAAGUGCAAGUUCCAGGUGGCCGAUGCCUUGAACACACCCUUCGACACCGAUUCUUUCGAUCUUGUUUGGAGCAUGGAGAGCGGAGAGCACAUGCCCUACAAGCCGAAAUUUGUUGGAGAAUUGGCCCGCAUCUGCGCCCCGGGGGGGCGUGUGCUCGUCGUGACGUGGUGCCACCGCGAUCUGGAGGAGGGGGAGACCGAGCUUACCCCUAAGGAAGAGAAGCUUCUCGCAAAGAUCAACAAGGCGUACUACCUGCCGCGAUGGUGCUCCACCGCUGACUACGUCAAGUACUUCGAGGACGAGGGGCUAGUCGACAUCAAGAGAGCAGACUGGACGGAUAACAUUCAGAACUUCUGGCCGGCUGUCAUCCGAUCUUCGUUGUCUUUUGAAGGCAUUGUGGGCUUGCUUAAGUCGGGGCCUGUUACCAUCCGCGGGGCGGUUGCCAUGUUGCUGAUGGUUCGAGGGUACAAGAGGGGCCUGGUGAAGUUCGGUCUCAUCACCGGCAAGAAGCCGUGAUUUUUGUUUUGGUGUAUUCGAUUGUUACCUUGGUUUCGUCAAGCCACAAGCAGCAAUACGGCCACGCUGUAGAAUUUAUUACACCGUGAGAGCUGACGCCGGCAUGGGGGGCGUGUUGGUGCCAGUUUGUGUAGUCAGCACGUUAGCACCCGGUACGACAAGAAGAAGGCCCUGCACCGUGUCGCGCUACCGUAGAGCGCCUUCUUCGCCUACUGGGUUCUCAUGGUCAGCAUGAUUGUUUUACCAAGUUUGAUGGAGUGUGGCCGUUGACUGCGGCAAUUCACUCCAAAGGCAUGAUACGACUCCCGCAGAACGCACGGUACAGCAAUCGCCUUCUACGUGUGCCUGUGGCUUUGGAACUUUGGAGGCCUUUAUUUACCUUUUAGACCCUCGGAUGAAGAGAUUAGUGGGCCAGCUCUCUUCUGCCCGCCCGGGCGAGGACCUCGCCGCCCCCAACCGCCUGCCGUUCAUUACGGUAUUUCCCCCUGCUUGUUCACGCCCUUUCUCGGAGUAAAUUUCUCGCGUGUAAAUUACCCCGUGUAAGGUUUAUCCCGUAAUUGGCCCGGGACGCACCGGCCGGUUGUACGGCAACGAACGAGCAACGACUUUCCAGAUUGCCAUGCCAGAACUACAGUACACCAGCAGCGGGUC
Molecule: messenger RNA, 1850 nt
Organism: Ectocarpus siliculosus
Lineage: Eukaryota; Phaeophyceae; Ectocarpales; Ectocarpaceae
Source: the annotation of a GenBank genome assembly